Messenger RNA from Daphnia carinata, 3801 nucleotides. RefSeq names its product box A-binding factor-like. Lineage: Eukaryota; Metazoa; Arthropoda; Branchiopoda; Diplostraca; Daphniidae. The transcript is spliced from 2 exons. Gene Ontology annotation, biological process: circadian rhythm; regulation of DNA-templated transcription. The coding region runs from base 509 to 2896 and encodes 795 amino acids. The record is from RefSeq and is a predicted model, not a curated record. Gene Ontology annotation, molecular function: DNA-binding transcription factor activity; DNA binding. Gene Ontology annotation, cellular component: nucleus.
CGAAUGGUCUUAUUGCGCCGUCGACCUCUGAGACGAGCGUACCUUGUUUUCUUCAACGCCGCCAGUUGUUCCUUUCACCAAUCAAAAGCUUAUAUUGCUUGCAUGUGCCAGUUUAAGUUAUUUCAAGUCAAAGCUUGAAUCAUCCUCGUUUCAUUCGGUACUUUUUCUUUAUCGUCCCAGUUGGCCAUUUGCUAGCGUUUCAACGCUCCUUCAGUGGUUCACUCGACUUAAGAAGAAAAACGAAAAAACAAAACAAAACAAAACAAAAAGGACACCGAAACGAAAACGAACAAAUAGUGUUAACUGAUUUAAUGACGAUGGUCUCCUGUUCGAGUAUUUCACGUUAAUCGUUACCUACUAUUACCGGAACUGCCGUCCAUCAAACUGAUUUGUGAACGGGCCGUUCGUGUCAAAUUUUGCGGGCAAAGCAGCGCUUAACGUCUGCUCAUCGCAGGAGAGCACGGCUAUCACACUGGACGCGCUUCACCCGCCCAUCACGAGCCGCAAUAUGGUGACUGAGAGUCAUUCACAUCAGCAUUCUCAGCAGAUCCAGCACCAGCACGCACAGCGCAACGGGCGCUAUUUGCAGCAAACGUCAUCCCACCAUCAAGACGCUCACGAGGAACGCGCUAUGGUGAUUCAACAGCAUUCGGCUUCCAUUCCCAUGUCUGGCGAGCCGCAACGCAACGGUUCGUCUGCAAACUCCCAGCAGCACGCCAAUAGCGUUUCGCACCUCAACGCCGCCAUGGAGGAAAGAGCGGUGGCUCUUCAAGCCGCAGCCGCCGUUGCCGCCGCCGUCAACGGGUUUAAUUCCGCCAAUUUGUCAGUCGGUAUGGAUUUGUCCGGUCUCGUUCCAGUAGGUCUCAUGAAUCACUUGCAGCACAACAAUGAGCAGCAGCAACAUAACUCGCCAAACAAUAACAACAACAAUAACAACAGCAACCAGCAGAGGAAGCAGCGUGAGUUCAUUCCGGACAACAAGAAAGACGACAGCUACUGGGACCGGCGCCGGCGCAACAACGAGGCGGCCAAAAGGUCUCGCGAGAAACGCCGACUCAACGACAUGGUCUUGGAAAGCCGCGUUCUCGAGUUGACCAAAGAGAACCACAUUCUUCGGGCCCAGUUGGCCGCCGUUCGUGACAAAUACGGCAUCAAUCCGGACGGUCUCGUCUCGAUCGAUCAGGUGCUGGCCACUUUGCCGUCGCCCGAUCAGGUGCUCAGUCUGCCGCGACCCCGUUCCCGCCUGCUGUCCGGCAUGAGUCCGUCUUUGGGCCGCGGUGGCGGAUCGGUCUCGCCGUCGCCAAGCAAUCGUAGCAUCUCACCGCCCAUGUCACAGCAGUCACAAAUGCAUUCACACCAGCCACAUCACCAACCGAAUCAACAUCAGCAACAGAGGCAGUCCGUUCUGAUGUCAAUGAACCGGGCGCACAGGUCUCCUAGUCCGGCAGCGGUAGGAUCAGGGCAGGGUUCGGGAUCGGCAUCUAUGCAGCAGCAGCACUCGUACGCCAGCGGCCAUCACCAUCAGCAGCAUCACCAGCACGGCUUUCGUUAUCAACCUGCCGGAGAAUUGGCCGGAACGGGCGGAAAUCACGCGUAUCAGCACCAGCAACAGCAUCAACAUGCACAGCAUUCUCAACCAAUUAAAACUCAGCAAAGAGUAUUGGAGAGGUCUCUGCCGCCUCUUCCAGCACUGACUCCUGUACCAGUCAUUUCUCCCAAUCACCAGCUGGAGAUUGGAGGGUCAUCAGUGGAAGGAGCUCACCAGCACGCUCAUCCAGGAGCGGAUAGGGUUGGUUCGAAUGGCAACGUAGCACCAGUUGCGGCUUUCUUUGACCUGUGUUCAUCGUCAAGCAGCAGUAGCUCGAGCAGCUCUAGCAGCCACCCGGGCUCAAGUAGCGGUGACGACGGGAGCCAUUCUCCGAUUGAUCCGGCCGUAGCAGCCGGCCGACUACUGCCGCUUAAACUACGCCACAAAACCCACCUGGGUGAAAGGGACGUAGCGGCCGCCACCGCUUCGGCUGCCGCCGUUCUGCUGACACUCAACGAGAUUAAACACGAGCCGGAAGGAAUCGAGGACAGCCCUUCGGCGGUCGACUCGGCAGUGGACAGCGUUUCUGCUGAAAUGAAUAACAACAGUAUGAGCGACCAUCACAGCCAAGUUCAUCACCAUGGCCUGCAUCACCAUGCCAGCCACCACAGCCACCACCAUCAUCAGCAACAGCCACAACAGCAAUCGCAUCAGAAUGCCCAACAACAUCAACAACUGCAGCAUCCACAUCACCAGCAUCACCUAAACAGUAGCGGUCGGCGUUCGACCGAGUCGAGCGAUGACCGCGAUUCGGGAAUCUCAUCAGGUGGAGAUUGGUCGUUGUCGCGCAGUUCGUCGCGGUUUAGUAGCAGCAGCACUGGCAGCAAUGCCAGUGUCAGCGCAAUCGGUAGCAACAACGGCAACGUUGUUGGCCAUUUGUACCACGCACAUCAACAACAUCAACCAGCGUCGAAGCGUAUGAGGAUGAGCCCAAAUUCUCCAAUUGUGGACCACCAACAUCAAAAUGAGCACCACAUGCAACAUCAGCAGACGGUGCAGAGACGCUUCGCCGCUGCCCGAGCCAAUCAGCAACAACAGCAACAGCAACAAGUGUUGAACAAUCAAGAAGCGGAUGAGGAGGAGAACGACCCGGCUUCUGGUAUCGUCCAUGAACGAUUGGUAUUAGUCGGUGGCAAUGAAUCUUCGGACGAGAACAACGACGAACUUCGUUCGCACAUUGCUCGACUCGCCUCUGAAUUGGAGUCUCUCAAAACGAUGAUGCUCGGUGGUGGGGGCACUUCGGCAGCUGGCUCAGCGUCGGCCAUUCGGAACUGCAAAAGCAGCAGUACCAACUUUCGGCUUCAUUGAGCUAUCAAUCACAUUUUAUCAAUAAUGUACAAACAAAUAAAAAGAGAUAAACUUCGAAAAAGAGAUUGGGAAAAAAAAAGUCGACCUAGUCGUUAUUUUUCAGUAAAAUCCCCCUUCAAUUCAUAAAUAGAAUAAAAAAGUAAAACAAAAAAGCAGAUUGACAUAGAAGCGACUUCCUGUUCGAGGAUUUCUCUCUUCACGCAUCAUACAUUCAUAUCCAUGUGUUGAUUAAAUCCGGUUAUUCUCUAUGUUCAUGAAAGUAUGUAGUUUUAAAAAUGAUCCACCAGUAACACAAUCGCGGUUUCAUCCACGUAUCACCAAGUUGAGUUGCCCUCUUGUGCAGUAUAAUUUACAACUCUCACCGUGCUUUCGUGUUUGACUCAUCGAUAAAAAAAAAAUAAUUUUCAGAAAAACUGCUUGUACUCUAAUGAAUAUGUGUUUUCUGCCUGAUUCUGCCAAAUUGGGCUACUUUCAUCCACCCCCUCUCAUCCUCAUGAAAACUUAAAAAUUGAAAAAAAGAAAAGAAAAAAAUUACGAUAUAAGAACACCAGAGCAUAAACAAAUAAGAACGUACAAUGUAAAGGUUCGUUCUAUAAACUUUCCUGCAUGUCUAUACAUACAAAUUUUCGCAUGGCAUACGAUCUUAUAAACCCUCGAUUGAACCGUUAUGACCUACUCGUCUAGUUGUUCUAACUUUCAUUUUUAAAUCGAUGUAUUUGUUACAAAAAUAUAAUUUUCCCACUUAUACACACACGUUAUUAGCUAAAGGAAUAAACUGCACAUGUAUCGAGUAUUUCGACUUAGCAUUGCUUUCGAAGGCACAGCUGCGGAAGCCAUUGCGUUAUUUGUGAAUUGCUCAAAUUGUUCUCUUUUCGCGGCAGCACCGGGAAAAAAAAUAAAUAAAA